Microsporum canis CBS 113480 is the source of this 1467-nucleotide messenger RNA. RefSeq names its product decaprenyl-diphosphate synthase subunit 1. Gene Ontology annotation, biological process: isoprenoid biosynthetic process; ubiquinone biosynthetic process. The coding region runs from base 1 to 1467 and encodes 488 amino acids. NCBI's taxonomy places the organism in Eukaryota, Fungi, Ascomycota, Eurotiomycetes, Onygenales, Arthrodermataceae. Gene Ontology annotation, molecular function: prenyltransferase activity. The transcript has 2 exons. The record is from RefSeq and is a predicted model, not a curated record. Gene Ontology annotation, cellular component: transferase complex.
AUGAGAGCUCGAGCGGGCUUACAGGCCUACGGGCUCCCUCUUCGAGCUUCACACACUAUCUACUCCCCCAUUGGCUACCGGCCGGUGUCGAUAUGCUCGCAAUGCCUUCACAAUCGCAUCUCCAUGUCGAUACCUCCACGCCACAUCAUAGCUCGCAAUUACCAUCCUUCACGUCGAAAAGACCAGUCUGCCCUCGCAUCAGCCAUGUCUGCGGCCCAGAAUCUGUUAUCGAAAGCUCCUCCGUCCCCGCUGCCCUCAAACCUACCGUCAAACGUAUCCGUCGACCCGCUCAGGAUGGUAGGGAAGGAGUUGAAGUUUCUAAAGAAGAAUCUGCGAAGUCUGCUGGGCUCCGGACAUCCGAUUCUAGACCAGGUUGCGAAAUAUUACGCUCAGAGUGAAGGCAAACAGGUCCGGCCCAUGCUAGUUCUCCUCAUGUCCCAGGCCACGGCGUUGACACCCAGCUGCGAGAAACGCCGGGAACGAGACCAACUGCUUAAUUCUUUGCUCUCCUCCCCAUCUUCCGGUUCUUCAGGAGCCUACAUCAACGACUCGAUCAAUUCCCCAGCUAUCCUCGCAGAUACAAAUCCAGACCUGAUGCCGCUCAGCUCUCCAACUCGCGAUGCAGUAUAUGCACCCAGUAAGGAAGAUUCCAAAGAUAACUUUGCCAACGUGCUACCUUCGCAACGACGUCUGGCUGAAAUCACGGAAUUAAUCCAUACCGCUUCCCUCUUGCAUGACGAUGUCAUUGAUAACGCAGUUACAAGGCGAUCUAACCUGUCUGCUAACCUUGCGUUUGGAAACAAAAUGGCUGUGCUGGCUGGAGAUUUCCUCCUUGGCCGUGCAUCCGUCUUCAUUGCGAGACUACGUGAUCCCGAGGUGAUCGAGCUGCUAGGAACCGUAAUGGCGAACCUCGUGGAGGGAGAGUUCAUGCAGUUGAAAAAUACCAUGCUGGACGAAUCAAACCCUGUCUGGUCUGAAGAUAUCAUCUCGUAUUACUUACAAAAGACAUAUUUGAAAUCAGCCAGUUUGAUCAGCAAGUCCUGCCGUGCGGCCGCACUCCUAAACCAGAGCGGACCAGAGGUCGCAGAAGCCGCUUAUCUCUUUGGAAGGAAUCUGGGAUUGGCCUUCCAGCUCGUCGACGAUAUGCUGGACUAUACCGUCAGCGGAGAGGAACUAGGUAAACCCGCUGGUGCCGACCUGGAGCUUGGACUAGCCACUUCGCCUUUGCUCUUUGCCUGGAAACAACGGCCAGAGCUCGGAGCGCUAGUUGGUAGAAAGUUCUGCCGCGAGGGAGAUGUUCAAUUGGCUCGUCAAAUCGUCUCUCAGUCUGAUGGCCUUGAUCAAACUCGAGCCCUUGCCCAGCAGUACGCUGACGACGCUGUCGCAGCCAUCAGCAAGUUCCCCGACAGUGAUGCAAAGGAUGGUCUAAUCGAAAUCUGCCGCAAGACGAUAAAUAGAAGAAAAUAA